GAUUAGCGCUAGAUAAUAAACGAGCGUUUUAGCUCCCUAGUUUGAAGCGGCUUCGUUCUGAACGAUCGCGAUCGCCGAUUGUUUCCGCGGACAAAAAAAAAUUGGUUCCGGUCUCGGCAGCAUGGCGCCGCUCGCGUGAAGCCGGCGUCUGGAGCAGCGUGAGUUGUGCGACACCGAGAAUGAGCAAGGUGGUGAAGAGACGUGGUGCUGCACGGCCCAACCGCGGCGGUGGCCGCGGGAAUAAGCCGAGAGGCAGUGCCUCCAGGGGGGGCGGUGGCCGGGCUUGUGCGAGUCCAAAAAAGAACACCAGCCACUUUUGGGAUGAUGGCGACGAUGACUUUGUGCUAGCGCCGAGGUUCGACGGUAUGCCUAGGUCCUCUGGGGCUGGUAAAGGAGGGCAGGGUGGUGGUGGUGGUGGUGGUGAAAGGGGUGGUGGUGGUGGUGAAAGAGGUGGUGGUGCAGGAAAAGGUGGAGCUCGGGCGGGAGGUGGAGGCUCUGGAUCAAAAAGCAAGAAUGGGCUGGGCGGUGGCAGUGGCGGCGGUGGUGGUGGCGGUGGUGGCGGUGGUGGUGGCGGUGCGGGAGGAGGUGGUGGCGGAGGAAAAAGCCGUGGGGGGGGGCGACAGGAGUCGCGGGUACCUCUGCAGAAGCUGCGCAUGACGAGUGCUAACCAGGAGCACGUCAAAGAGCUGCUCCGGGUGCUUCAAGGACAGGAGCCUGAGACAGAGGACAGCGAUUACGAGGAGGACGAGUCGCGAGGCGAUGAGGAGUACUGGGAGGCGGACCAGGAGUUGCUGGUGGAAGAUGUUGUGAACCACUGCGAGAGCCCUCGGCCUGAGCCCAUUUCUCAGGCUCAGGUGUCCCCCUUCGCCGUGCACAACCUCACCAGGUACGGCUUCGACAGGUCUCGCUGCGAGGCCACUUUGCGCCGAUGCGACGGAGACAUCGGAGCUUCCUUGGAGUUGCUGCUGACCCAGUGCUUCCAGGAGAGAUUUCCAGGAAGUUUUAAUUAUGCUAACGCUGACAUUUCCUUGGACGACUGCUUGGAACAACGGAAGGAGGAGGCCUUCGCCCUGGAGUCCAUCUUCGGCUCAAACUUCAUUGAGCGAAUUCCGAACAGGGUGUGGCUCGUCAGCCUAGAGCUGGGCUUCCUAACGGACAAGCUGAAGAACAAGGCCCCUCACCAGAUGCAGAGGGCCGACGAGAGGCUCAAGGAAGACGCUGGGCCCGUGUGCAGGUUUUACCUACGGGGUGGCGGCUGUCGCUUCGGGACACGCUGUCGGCAGAGGCACGUGGCGCCCACAGCCGACGGUACUUCGGGAGGAAAAUCUUCCAUCGCCGAGCCGCCUCAGUCCAUGUACCAGCUCGAGAUCCGCUUCCCCGCCAACAACCGCUACCCGUGCGUAGCUCCUCUUGUGGCGUUCGUGUCCAGCAACGUCCUGCUGCCGGCGUCGUUCUGCUUGUACGCUAGCGAGCUGCUGUACGCCGAGGCGGGGGCGCUGGCCGCAGAACGGCUCCCGGCCGUGUUCACUCUCGCCAUGCUGCUGCAGGAGAACGAGGCCAGGGUCACGGAGCUCCUGAAGAGGGCGGAGCACAGUUUUAGCCUCCCCGCGCCACAGCUGGCUCCGAUCAAGACGCCGCAGCCGGCCUCGGUCGUCAAGGCACCGCCGCAGAGCGCUAUCGCCAGCAGAGCACCCCGACCCAGAGAAGAGUUGGAGCCGCGCCCCCAAAGCGAGACACUGCCGUGGAGGCAGCGGCCCUGGGAGACCAGGGCGGCCAACGCCAUCGACCCCGUCGACCAGACGCGCGGCAAGAAGCCGAGCAUCCAAAACGGCCCCGGCGAGCGAGCUCGCGACGACAAGCGGGGCAACCGGAACGGCCCCAGGGAUUGCGUGCGCGGCACAGCCCAGGGGCCGACGAUGACGUCGCCGGCGGUGUCGUCGCGCGACGCCGCGGAGGAGGACGGAGACGACGCGAGCACGGUCGGCGUGGAGCCCGAGAGCUACGUGCGCCUCAAGCAGCGGCAACAGGAGCGCAAGCGGCGAGACCGCCGCCAGCAGGACACGCUCGCGCAGAAUGCCAAGCUCUGCCGCCAGUACCGGGAGAAAAUGUCAAGCCGGCAGUACCAGUCGAUGCUGCAGGAGCGGAGCAAGCUGCCUGCCUGGGAGGAGCGCGAGCUCAUCCUGGAGCUGCUGCAGUUGCACCAGGUGCUGGUUGUCAGCGGUAUGACGGGGUGCGGAAAGACCACGCAGGUUCCCCAGUUCGUGCUGGACGCCUCCCUGCAGGGCUCGCCCGCGAACGUCUGCAACCUCGUGUGCACGCAGCCGCGCCGCAUCUCCGCCAUCUCCGUGGCAGAGCGCGUGGCCCGCGAGCGUGCCGAACGCCUCGGCAACAGCGUCGGGUACCAGAUCCGGCUGGAGAGCGUGCAGUCGUCGGCGACGCGGCUGCUGUACUGCACGACGGGCGUGCUGCUGCGGCGGCUUGAAGGUGACCCGAUGUUGCAGGGGGUCACGCAUGUUCUCGUGGAUGAGGUGCACGAGCGCACGGAGGAGAGUGACUUCCUUCUGAUGGUGCUCAAAGACCUCAUUGCCCAGCGGAGUGAUCUCCGCGUGGUGCUCAUGAGUGCCACGCUCAACGCACAGCUCUUUUCCGAGUACCUCUAUGGCUGCCCAGUCGUGCACAUACCAGGCACAACAUUUCCAGUGGACCAGUAUUUCCUUGAAGAUAUCAUUGACCUUACUGGCUACAUCAUUGAACACGGCAGCCCGUUCAUGCGUCCGGCCGUGCGCGGCGGCCCAGAUGGUGGCAAAGGGAAGGGCGCAAGUGCCAGUGGAGCAGGAGGGCGCCGAGGCAAAGGAGGUGGCAUCCUGGGACAACUGGAGGAAGAGCUUUCGCGCUCGCUGACUCUCUCGCCGAGAAACGCGGUGCCUGUCAAGGAAAAGGCUCCGGACCACACGCUUUCCAUCCAGCAACUGCACAGUCGAUACAUAGAGUGCAGAAUAUCCACAAUAAAGACACUUGCUGCCAUGGACCUGGAGAAAAUAAACCUGGACCUCAUAGAGGAACUUUUGGAGUGGAUCCUGGAAGGAAAGCACGACUACAAACCAGGAGCUGUCCUGAUCUUUAUGCCUGGAUUCGGGGAGAUAAAGACUCUUUUUGAGAAACUCCAGACGAAUCCCAUGUUUAACAACCGCCGUGGAAACAGGGCGCUGUUGCUGCCACUGCACUCGAGCCUCUCGAGCGAGGAGCAGCAGGCCGUCUUUAAAGCCCCGCCCGAGGGAGUCAUCAAGAUCAUCAUCUCCACCAACAUCGCCGAGACCUCCAUCACCAUUGACGACGUGGUCUACGUCAUCGACUGUGGAAAGAUGAAGGAGAAGAGGUACGACGCGGGCAAGGGCAUGGAGAGCCUGGAGGAGACGUGGGUGUCCAAGGCAAACGCCGUGCAGCGCAGGGGCCGAGCGGGCCGCGUCGCCUCGGGCGCCUGCUUCCACCUGUUCACAAGCCACCGCUUCGAACAUCUCCUGGACGAGCAGCAGCUGCCCGAGAUCCAGCGCGUCCCGCUUGAGCAGCUGUGCCUGAGAAUCAAGAUGCUGGACCUGUUUAAGGACCGGCAGCUGGACAGCGUGUUUUCACGGCUCAUCGAGCCCCCGGCGCCCGAGAGCCUGACGGCCGCCAUCCAGCGCCUGCGAGACCUGGGCGCGCUCACAGAGGAGGAGUCGCUCACGCCGCUGGGCUACCACCUGGCCUCGCUGCCCGUGGACGUGCGCAUCGGCAAGCUGGUGCUGUUCGGUGCCAUCUUCCGCUGUCUCGACCCCAUCCUCACAAUCGCGGCCAGCCUUGCCUUCAAGUCGCCCUUUGUCUCCCCAUGGGACAAACGGCAAGAAGCAAAUGCCAAGAAGCUGGAGUUUGCUGAGGCAAAGAGUGACCACUUGACCCUGCUGAAGGCUUACAAGGGCUGGCUCGGCGCGAUGAGGGAUCGAGUCCACGAAGGCCAUCACUUCUGCCGUGAGAACUUCCUCUCGUGGCGGACCUUGCAGGAGAUAUCGAGCCUCAAGCGCCAGUUCGCCGAGCUGCUCUCGGACAUCGGCUUCGUGCGCGAGGGACUUCGCGCGCGCGACAUGGAACGAGCGGCACGGCACGGCGGCGACGGGGUUCUCGAGACCACGGGGCCCGAGUCCAACUCCAACGCAGACAAUCUGAAGCUUGUGGGUGCCAUGCUGUGUGCUGCCCUCUACCCUAACGUUGUGCAGAUGACAGUUCCUGAGGGCAAGUUCCAGCAGACAAGCACGGGCGCCAUGCGGAUGCCUUCCAAGUCGGAGGAGCUGCGCUUCAUCACAAAGUCGGAUGGGCCCGUGCACAUCCACCCAUCCUCCGUCAACUUUCAGGUGCGCUACUUUGAGAGCCCGUACCUGGUGUACCACGAGAAGGUGAAGACGACUCGCGUGUACGUGCGGGACUGCAGCAUGGUGUCCGUUUACCCCCUGCUGCUCUUCGCGGGAGGUCAGGUGGACGUGCAGCUGCACAAGGGACAGUUCCUCGUGUCGCUGGACGACGGCUGGAUACGCUUUGCCGCCACCUCGCAGCAGGUGGCAGAGUUGGUGCGCGAGCUGAAGCAGGAGCUUGACCUGCUGCUGCAAGACAAGAUCAAGAACCCGACCAUGGAUCUGUCGACGUGCCCGCGCGGCUCGCGCAUCAUCGAUACCAUCGUGCACCUCAUCACCACGCAGUGACGAUGCUCUCGGUGGAGCGCUGCAAGUUUUUUGGGGCAAAAGGAUGCGCCCCUUUAUUUUUCGGUUUCUUAAGCGAAAUUCUAUCGUUAGUUACUGGGAAUAAUCCUGUUUUUUCCAAUACUGUCCAUGCCUAUAUUGUACUCUGUGGUCGAUUAAAUGUAUUUGUUUUGGUGUUAGAUUAAAAUGUAGCGCCGUGUAUGUAUGUUGGCACAAUUGCCUGUGGAAGCCUUGCACACAGCAACCCUGAUCUGUCAGGGAAUCGACGCUUUUCAACAAAGGCCAUGACAACUGCAAAUGUUGAUGUACGAGACUCGACUAAGGCUGUUAAUUUCAGUGGAAUAUGUUGUACCAAUAUUCCAGAAAGCAAUUAAGCCGUUCUGGGUUAUUAAAAUGCCUAACCCCAGAUUGGCAUUAAUUGCCUUGUUGGGGGAACGCCAGCAUUUACAAUGAGUUUCCCAGUACUCCAUGCGGCCCUGGUUUCUUUAUAUAUAUGUCCUGGAAUAACAAGAACAUCCAAUGUUAUUGUUUACAAACCUUCCAUGCUAGCAUAAUACAGCUUUUUGCAGUAUUAGGGAUGCUGAUAACCCACUUUUUUCUGCAUCUCUUUUGUCUCAAUAGAAUAACGCACAUUGAUAUUAUUUAUUCAGACAAAGGACGUGCUUUCUUUUUUGAGCAGGUCUCUUUGUAAAGAAAGAGAUAGUCCGUUUCGAUGGACCAUCGCCUUGUACUAAAUAAGUGAAUUCUCAAUAUCUGUGUUGGCUUGCUUAGCUACCAUUCAAUGGUGCCAGUCUAUAGAAGGCUUGAGCCGUUCGUGAACUCUGCGUUGUUUUAAAGUCAACUGCCAUUGUUGCAAUGCACCGACUCGCAACAGCUGUUUUAUUCUGACGUUAUAAAUUAAACCAAAUUAUGUUUUCGAUUUCCACUUAGAUUGCCAGUCUCUCCAGGGCACUGCCCACGAUGUAUUUAAACUCUGAAUAUUACAACCCAUGCUGACGGAUGUCUCUUUCCACUUACAGUAGUUACUGUGCCACGUUUCACUUAGUUGGCGGUCUUGUUCAUACAGUUAAAAUAGCUUAUAUGCACAGGUGAUGUGUCCAGGUCUUUAAUUGUUAAUUUGAAUACAAUGGCCGUUCCGUGUACAGCCCUUUUUGUCACUCCACUGCAGAAUGACACCCUCCAUGCGAUACGGCUCACGUGGGUUGUAUGUCCAUACUUCUCCAAAUUGGUCAUCGUGGGUUGGUGAAGGUGGUGAGCAUAGUGCAAUGGUCCCCUGCAGUAGGCUACAACACCUGUUGUUGUACACGUGGAGGUCCCCCAUACAAACACGAUCCGGGAUCAACCGUAAUUAGCUUCUGAGGUCUGACGGGAUUGAGUGUAUUCCGAGAGAAUUGGUCAUCCGUGGCACGCACCUACAUCACUUGAAAUUGUAAAAAAAAACGAAAAUAAGUUUGUGCUUAGUGGUGGGAAGCGUAAUGUUAAUUCCUCUUGACAGCUGAUACACUUUGCAGUAACUGAGAUAUUGGAGGCCACAGGGUUUGGUUUGAUGGUGUAAUCACGGUUUUGUAGCGUGACCCCAUUGUAACCUUUGGAAUAGUCUGCUCCUGCGAAUAUUCUUUGUAACCUUGUUUCUAGAAAUGAGUGUUGUUACAGUGUUCAGAAGUGAAAAAAAGUGCAUUUUCACUUUUUUAAACUCGUUGGCCUGUGGUCAUAGUUUUUUUUCUUUCCAAAAAUUGGUUGCAUACUAAUUAAAUAAUUUGAGAAUAACUCCGACGAAACACGAGACGGCCGUGUUGCUUGAUUGAUGCCAUCUGUCACGCUUCGUGAGUAUACAAUGUCAGACAAACUGCAUAACAAAUGAGUAAAAGAUUAACAUUCUACAGUGCGGUGUAUUGUCAUAAUUAUCAGUGAAUUUUUAAAUAAAGUACAACACAUUUCAUGUAA
Molecule: messenger RNA, 6668 nt
Organism: Lethenteron reissneri (Far Eastern brook lamprey)
Lineage: Eukaryota; Metazoa; Chordata; Hyperoartia; Petromyzontiformes; Petromyzontidae
Gene: DHX57
Product: DExH-box helicase 57
Cellular component (GO): intracellular anatomical structure
Molecular function (GO): ATP binding; helicase activity; metal ion binding
Source: RefSeq, a predicted model, not a curated record